UUAGUAAGUCUAGGAGGAAUUGCUUAUGGCUAAUUUCAAGACAACAUGGUGAUAAUAUUUCCAAAUUAUAAUAUGAAAUGCUGAUAUCCGACAGCUUAUCAGCAAACUUUAUUAUAUUCUUCCCUUCCUAAAAGUCAAGUCUCACUUUCACCGCGGGACCAAGAGUAAAAUACUAUCUUGUAUUUGAUUUUUGAUUCUUCGGCAGAAUAAAAUGUGAAAUGAUUGCUAAUUUUUUCUAUCGUAGUUAGUCAAUUAGCGUAGAAAUUAUUAGCGCAUAAUUAGAAAAAAAGUGCAAUUUAGAAUCUGGAGAUGGGACGACCACCUUCAUUACGGCGUAAAAAUAAUGCUCGGAAAAGCACUGGAGGAACUAGUCGACAAGUUGGAUCACAACGACAGAGAGUGACGGCUCGAAAGAGCACGGGAGGUUAUUCGCCACGAUUUCACAUGUCCAGAUAUCCACAAGCUCAAGAAGACAGUAGUAGCAACGACACUAUGGACGAGGACGAGGGCGGUGGAAAUAAUAGCGAAGACAUUAACGAAGUUUACGUGUCGAGCAUUGCUGGGCGGUCAGCAUAUCCAUCAUACGGUGACUUAUCAAAAGCAAGUUCAAGUACAAAUCCUCAAAGUUCUUCGUCUCUGGAGUUAAAUAUAGCACAACAACAGCAGGAUCGUGUUGUUGUACGAAUUCCUCAACCUCGGAUGUCACCCUUUCAACCAGGCUUUCGUAGGUCUGAGUCUCCAAGAGGUACACUACCAGGUCAAAAUGAAGCAGCCGUCGCAAGUGCUGUUAGUGCCGCUGCAUUUGCAUUGAAAACAUCUGCAGGUUGUACAUCCCCUGGUAGAAGUGGUCAAAGCCUUGUGGAUGAACCCGAAAAUUCUAUUCAAAUAGGUGGAGAUGCUGUUGAUGAAGACGUUACAUCUGCCGACUCUACAAAUGUGAUUCCUGAAAUUCUAGAACUAUGUGAACCAAGCAGUACAAGUGCAACCACUACAGCUUUUGUGCCUCCGCCCGCUGUCCCAGGUCACAGUCGCUGGUUGCUGGCACAAGACAAUAUUGCAAUGAAAACGCCAAGCAACAUUGAACCCGAUUGUUGUCCAGACCCUACGACCAGACCAAGAAAGAAGAAACAUUUUACACCUCUCCCAUUUCCAGAAAGUAGUCCACCAAAACUAAAUAGAAAUUCAAGCUCUUUACAAAAUCCUUUCUUUACCAAUGAUGACCCCCCGCCGAGCAUUUCUAAAGAUCCUCAAAGUGAUGAUUUUAGCACCAAGAAAAUCAAAAAGGCAUUUCGAAAUUUUCAGUCAAUUCGUCGCCUUGUUACCGACUCUGGAGUUUGCUCUCAUUUUAAUGGAUUUGUGCAAUUGAAUGCUGUGGAGCAAAUGUUAAUCAAGUGCUAUAAUAGGGUUAAAAGAAUCUCAAAUGAAAGAAGUUACAAAUCUUCUAACCCACCAGUUAUAGUCCUUGAUGAUUCAGGUGACGUUGUACGAUGUGACCCAGUGAAACAAACCAGCAGUUUUGACGAUGAUGGUGAGGAUGAUAUUGACACCAUCAGCAUUCAAGUAUCUCCCCCAACACUUUCCAGCGACGUAAAUGUGGAAAAGACGAGUACUGGUGGUGAUUCAACUAUGUCCGUACUUGACACCUAUGGAGAAAGUUCACCACAGUCAUCAUUAAACAGCACGACCUCAAUACUAGUUGGUGGAAAAAAUGUCGCCAAGAAGAAUGCUUCAGUAAUAUGUUCCCCUGCGGCACAAAUUUCCAAAAGCUCAAGAGGCAAACGAUCCUCAUCCGGAAGUAGUCGAAUGAAUUUAUCGACAGUGGGAAGUACAGAUCACGUGGACGAAGUCAUCAACACAGUUAUUAGAGAUCAGCAGCAAAGUAGGACCAUGACAGGAGCAUCAUCAUCGUCGGUGAUGCCAAAUGAUGAUAUCCUCGCACAGUUUAGUGAAUCACAUCGACGUACCUUAAACAGCUUAGUUCACAUGGGUUUUGGAUCUAAAGAUGGAGAUAAUUUCGACCAACUCGUGAGGAUUGUACACGAGAAAAAUGGAAAUUUGGACGCCUGCAUCGAUAGGCUUACAAAGCUGGCUUAAACCUCUUCAUAAUAAUGCUACGGAGGAUGAGUUGAGAUAUGCCAGAUAUUUGACAACACAUUGACAAUGUCCAUGUGUUUGUUGAUUAUUACCUAAUAUAUUUGACAUGAGAUAUAUUUAUUCAUUGGUUAAUUUUUAGAUUUACGAAAUAUUUUCGGACAAAAAUAAUUUUGUAAUAAAGAGUUAUUUGUAUAAAAAGUCAA
Molecule: messenger RNA, 2297 nt
Organism: Folsomia candida
Lineage: Eukaryota; Metazoa; Arthropoda; Collembola; Entomobryomorpha; Isotomidae
Exons: 6
Coding region: 310-2094 (594 amino acids)
Source: RefSeq, a predicted model, not a curated record